AUGGAUCUGGUCAACAAUUACGGUUCGAGCGACGAAGAGGAUCACCAAGAGACGGUUGGCACGAUGACCAAGAGCUCCAUCCAGAUAAAUGCCACCCCAGACGCAGGCUUUGAUAACAAUUCGGUUGGCAUCUACACUGCACCAACAGCAACAGAGCUUACAGUCAAUGUACCAUACGAUGAUAUGAUGCGCCCCGUGUAUGGUCCCGAGAAUCCUCAUCGCGAUCCUAGACUUGCAACGCAAAACAUCUUGACGGGCCAUGUUGAGCAGCAGGCUAUAUCUGAAUCAGACUUUCGAACACAAAUGCGUACCUUUGAGACGUAUGGUUUUGCACGUGAUCCAUCCCUUGGCAGCAACAAUCUUGCAGGACAAACAGGACAAGGCGUGAUGGGAACUGGUUAUGUGGGCAAUCUUGCAGCAGCAGCAGAAUUGGGCGGUGUCAGCAUCUAUGACAGCAUCCCCAAAGCCAUGCGACCCAAUCAAGGAGCAAAAAAGAAACGUAUGGCAAAGGGUGAUUUAUCAGUGGUGGAUGGCGAGAAUGCAUACAAAGGACCAUGGGCUGGAUACAAUGACGACAAGACUUUGCCUGUUCAAGCUGAAUCAGAGGAACAAGAGACAGCAAAGGAGGAACAAGUGGAAACGGGCAAGGAGGAAGCAGCAGCAGCAACAACAACAACAACAGAAGGUGGUGAGAUGGCAUUGACGGCAGCUGACAAGCGCAAAAAGAUGAUGGAGCCUGGCAACGAGAAGAGCAUCUUUCAUGGUGAAUCCGAAUUUGAUUAUCUUGGUCGGACAUACAUGGCUGUUCCUCAAGACACUGAUGUCAACCUACUUGGUGAAGCUGGCACACAGGAAUGCUUUAUACCCAAACGGUGCAUUCAUACAUGGGCUGGUCAUGCCAAAGGUGUCUCGGCCAUUCGCUUCUUGCCUAAGUCAGCUCAUCUCUUGCUUAGUGCUGGUAUGGAUAAUAAGAUCAAGAUUUGGGAUGUAUAUCACAACAGAGAUUUACUACGCACCAUGAUUGGACACGGCAAAGCUGUACGUGACAUUGCAUUCAGCAACGAUGGUCGAAGAUUUCUCAGUGCAAGUUAUGAUCGAUACGUUAAACUAUGGGAUACAGAGACUGGUCAAUGCAUUCGAUCAUUUAGCACAGGCAAGGUGCCUUACUGUGUGACGUUCAAUCCGGAUGAGGACAAGCAAAACAUCUUUUUGGCGGGUUGUUCAGACAAGAAGAUUGUACAAUUCGAUGCCAACACUGGUGAGAUUACUCAAGAAUACGAUCAGCAUUUGGGUGCAGUCAACACAAUUACCUUUGUCGAUGACAAUCGGCGAUUCAUUACUACAUCCGAUGAUAAGACGAUGCGUGCCUGGGAAUAUGAUAUCCCUGUUGUCAUCAAGUACAUUGCCGAACCGGAUAUGCAUUCCAUGCCUGCUGUAACACUUCAUCCUAGCAAUAAAUGGUUGGCUUGUCAAUCACUGGAUAACCAAAUUGUUGUAUAUGGUGCUCGUGAUCGAUUCCGUAUGAACCGCAAGAAACGUUUUGCAGGCCAUUUGAUUGCCGGUUAUGCAUGCAAACCAGGCUUUUCACCAGACGGCCGUUUCAUUAGCAGUGGUGACUCCAAUGGCAAUGUGUGGACCUGGGAUUGGAAGACAUGCAGGAUAUUGAAAAAGUUCAAAGCACACGACAAGGUGGUCAUGAAUACAGAAUGGCAUCCUCAUGAGACAUCAAAGAUGGCAACAUGCUCUUGGGAUGGUUUGAUCAAGUAUUGGGAUUAG
Molecule: messenger RNA, 1776 nt
Organism: Lichtheimia ornata
Lineage: Eukaryota; Fungi; Mucoromycota; Mucoromycetes; Mucorales; Lichtheimiaceae
Exons: 6
Coding region: 1-1776 (591 amino acids)
Biological process (GO): mRNA splicing, via spliceosome
Cellular component (GO): catalytic step 2 spliceosome
Molecular function (GO): mRNA binding; protein binding
Source: RefSeq, a predicted model, not a curated record